GAUAGUGGCAAAGAGAGAGAGAGGGGGCGGGGGGGAUAUUUUAGUUAUCAAACACUGUCUGACUAAUAAAACAGUGGCGGCUACAAGUGCUAGAGUGCAUCAAAACCCAAUGAACCCACAAGAAACUAACUAUAUGACCCAUAAAAUCUCAGCAGUUAAUGACCUUGCAUUACCUUAGAGGACCUUCACACCACUGCAUUUAUAUUUAUUUAUUUACAUUUCUCUACAUCAGCUAUAGCUUGUGUCAGAUUUACUAUAAACUGCUGAAUAAAUACAAAACACUCCUUGAUUUGAGACUAUAUUUAUUUUAUUGGCCUUCUGAUCGGAAGGUCGUGCGUUCAAAUCCCAGCACCGCAAAGCUGUUACUGCUGGGCCCUUGAGCGAAGGCCCUUAACCCUCAACUGCUCAGCUGUAUAAAUGAGAUGAGUGGAAGUAGCCCUGGAUAACGGCGUCUGCCAAACGCCACGGACGUAAAUUAGGACUAUGGUUGGUGCCGAGCGGUGAACCUGAAUACGUUCAGUUCUCAAAAGGGCUCUCUUUCUUUAAGAACAUUUCCACCCUUCCACCCUCCCUCGAGCGUCAGACACACCCACGGAGAGGAAAAGUCCGGGCAAGUUAACAGUGCGAGAUGAGUAAAGGAGAGGCUGUAAAUCCUCGUGUUUAAAGUGGAAGACAAGUGCGGCCUGCGUAGAUGGCCUAUGUGAGCUAGGGUGUCCAGACAAAGAACUUCUUCCGCUAUCCUCUGUCUCGUAGUCUCUUUCAUUUCCCCUCUCUCCUCUCUCUUCUCUCUCUCGCUAUCAGAAUGGAGUGCUGCCUGCUGACGGUGUGCGCUGCUUGUGCGGCUCUCCUUUUUGUCCUCUUUUAUUGGAUUGUGCCAGCUGUGCAGAGUAAUGGCAUGUGGGCAUUAAUAUGGCAUGACUUCAUCACUGAGCGACUGCGUGACAUGCUCACCCGCUCCACGCGGCCUCAGCGCAUGCUAAAAGCAGUGCAGAAGAACGCCACUAAAGGAAAUCCCGAGAGCGUCAUCUCUGCCAUCGACUACUUCUGCAAGAACUCUGAAUGGGCCAUGAAUGUGGGCGAUGAGAAAGGCUCCAUUUUGGACUCGGUGGUGACCGAGGUGAACCCAAGCACGGUUCUGGAGCUGGGUACGUACUGCGGGUAUUCCACAGUGAGGAUCGCCCGCCUGCUCUCCCCCGGCACCAAACUCAUCACGCUAGAGUUUAACCCAGCUUACGCCGCCAUCGCCAGGCAGAUCAUUGCCUACGCUGGCCUACAAGACAAGGUGACUCUAGUAGAGGGCUCGUCGGCUGAUUUGAUCCCCCAAAUAAAGGAGCGUUUUGGCAUCACAACGUUUGACUUCAUCUUUCUUGACCACUGGAAGGACCGGUACCUCCCUGACAUUAAGCUGUUUGAGGAGUACGGUUUGCUAAGGAAGGGGUCUGUGUUGCUGGCGGACAAUGUGAUUUGUCCUGGAGCGCCGGAAUACCUGGAGUAUGUGAGGAAUAGCCCUCGCUAUGAGAGCAGAUACUAUCCCGCCCACCUGGAGUACACCAAAGCAGAGGACGGACUGGAGAAGUCAGUCUUCUUGGGAUAAAAAGAAUAAGUUAUUGCCAACAACAACAACAACAACAACAGCAACAACAACAAUCACAAUGAUCUACAAUCAAUUAUAAUCCCAGUGCAGGGAAUAUAAAUAUUAACCAGUUCAAAUCAGUGUACUGGUUUCAGUAUUUACAAAAAAUACAACUGCAUUGAUUUAUAGGUGUGUGUUUAUAGGUGUGUGUUUAUAGGUGUGUGUUGAGGGAAAAGUUAGACGAAUGAGCUCAUACUUGUCUUGGUGUAAGAUAGUCCAUUAUCAUACAGCCACCUUUUUUAUUUAUCAUUAGUGUAGUAUUAUUUAGAAAUGUUAUUAAAUGGCAGAUUCACACCCUUCCCCACAAUUAACAUCCAAACUUUCCUACACGCUGCUCCAGAAUUAUUGGCACCCUUGUUAAAGAUGGGCAAAAUGUGAAGGUGAAAAAUAUAUCGAUUGCUGAUGAGGUCUCACCUGGACACUAUAAAUUUGUACUUAAGACCUACUACUGCUGCAAUCAUAAACACUGUCCUGUACUUAUCCUGGGAUACGGGAUACUCGUUGAACAUGCCUCCUACACACUUAGCAUUGUUUGACUUCAUAAUACACCGCUUGAUCUUACGUCGUCAUUACCUCUACAUUGCAUGUGGAAGACGCUGAAUUACAUAUAUUAAUUUUUUUUUUUUAAAAAGAAGGAAAAAAAAGAUUACUUUUUCCCCCACAAUGUUUUGACAUGCACACAAAUAAAAUCCCAAACAAAUGUACACCCAAUAUUGAAACGCAAUAUGAUUUAACCAUCUUUCCUUGGAGAAUAUGUAUUUUUGUGAUUAUAAUGAUGAGUGGGAGCUUUCCAAUGACUGUAAGCUUUCUAAAGAUAAUAAAAAUAUGAAUGACCAUCUG
This is a messenger RNA of Ictalurus furcatus (blue catfish), 2473 nucleotides long. RefSeq names its product catechol-O-methyltransferase a (gene comta). Gene Ontology annotation, molecular function: magnesium ion binding; catechol O-methyltransferase activity. The record is from RefSeq and is a predicted model, not a curated record. NCBI's taxonomy places the organism in Eukaryota, Metazoa, Chordata, Actinopteri, Siluriformes, Ictaluridae. Gene Ontology annotation, biological process: developmental process; catecholamine catabolic process; dopamine metabolic process. The transcript is spliced from 7 exons. The coding region runs from base 803 to 1594 and encodes 263 amino acids.